Messenger RNA from Formica exsecta, 6758 nucleotides. RefSeq lists its product as uncharacterized. The transcript is spliced from 17 exons. The record is from RefSeq and is a predicted model, not a curated record. NCBI's taxonomy places the organism in Eukaryota, Metazoa, Arthropoda, Insecta, Hymenoptera, Formicidae. Gene Ontology annotation, molecular function: guanylate cyclase activity; peptide receptor activity. Gene Ontology annotation, biological process: cGMP biosynthetic process; intracellular signal transduction; receptor guanylyl cyclase signaling pathway. Bases 642 to 4844 code for a protein of 1400 amino acids.
GUGUGAAAGCAACGAUAUAUAAACGUCAGCGUGUAUUUGCAGGUCGAGAUACGAGCGGGCGUAAUAAAUGAUAUUAAAAGAUCAUGUGUAUGUGGUGGCAUAUUCGAUACAUAUGUAUCUGAGCCAAACGAGUACGUUCAACAGUACGUCUGCGCGUAUACAUCUUAAGGCAACAUUGUUCAUCUCUCAACGUCAUCGAUAUCGCACGUGUAAGACACCUUCAAUGGACCGUUCCAUUUCCUUGCCAAAUUCAGAGGUACGGCAAAUUGUGUGUAUGUGUGUGUGUUUUGCGUUUGCACAAGAGGCUUUAGAAGAAUUUCUUACAUCUUCUUUUCUUCGUGUGGCUGUACAAUUUGAAAUUAAAAACAGGGAGGUUCACGUCGUGGCGCCGCUCUCGGGGUUGCGGACGCGCGCGCCCCGAAGGGGGUCUCACCCCAAGAAGGGAAGGGACGGAUCCGUCGCCGCGUGUUGGCGUUCAGUAUGCGGUCGCGCAUUCCACGCGGGAACACCUGUUUGCUCCGGCGGUAACGGCUGCAUCGGCUCGCGUUCUACGCGGUCACGCUCGGUUCGUGGGGGAUAGAGAAGGGAGAGAUCUAAUUUCUUCGAUCUCAAAGAAAAAGCACUUGACGCAAUUGCCUCCAAUGCUUUCUCUCUGGGGCCAGAGGUACAGAAUAGGGAAAGGAGGAGAGAUACAGGUAGAAGUGGGCGAUAAAGAAAAAGAUAAACAGAAAGAAGACAAAGUACUCGAGACUUCGACCACGUGCCCCUCGUUCUUCUCGAUUGUACACGCCAUGUCGCCGCGCAACGGUUCGUGCGUGGCGGAAGUGAGCUCCGUGAGGAGCCUGUCGUCGGACGACGUUUCGGGGACCAAGGCAAAUCGGAAGAAGUCAUGCUGGGCCCGUGCAACCGAUCCGGCCCAUCGUCGCGGCCGGCGGAUCCAGCUGCUGCAGAUGCUGGUGCUGCCCUUCAUACCGAUCCUUGCCCUGAUCGUGCAGACCGCCAAUACCCUCCACGACAUCCUGAUCUAUCGUCAAGAGGUGUCUGACAUAGAGUCGCAGGUAACGAUAGCCACGGACUUGGGCAAAAUGGUCACCAGGAUGCAGUUGGAAAGAUCCGAAGUGGCCUUCUUCAUCUAUACCAACGGUAACACUCUGAGGUCGAAUCUGACGCAGAGAUUUGCCAUAACCGACCAGGAUCUCCACAACAUGAGCACGUGGCCGCUGGUGUCCGUCCCCAGGGAUGAGAGCAAAACGCAGACGUACGACGUAGUGAGCAAGGAGGCUUUCCAAGCACGCCUAGAGGAUUUCAGGCAGAAGAUAAGCUCGGAGGCGAGCAGCAUCAGCGAAGUAAUGGCGUGGUACACGAGCGUGAACGCAGCUAUGUUGGAUCAUCUGACUAAUCAGAUCAAGGAGACGGACAACAGCGGGGUGUGGAGAUAUCUGAUAGCUUUCAAAAAUCUUCUGCGGAGCAUCGAGAGCCUCGGUAUCGCCUCCGUGGAGGGUAUCAAUUAUUUUGGCCGCGGUGUCCUCCCUGGGGAAAACCACGUCAGUUACGUUCGCCACGAGGCACUGGGACGCGAUCUUCUCAACGCCGCUCUCACAUAUGUUCCCUCCCUGAAGAUGUUCUACGUCGACCUCACGCGCACCAUGCCCGAAUACGGCAAGAUCAAGGCAAGGCGAGACGAAAUCCUGCGGAAUCAGAAGAGGGAGCCGAGCGUGGAAGACGCAAUCGCUUACUUCGAUUCGAUGGCCACUUACAUCGACGAGCUGCGUAAGCUGCAGCGGGAAUUGCGUCACAUGAUAAGGGAUUAUGUCAAUUCGACAUUACAAGACGCGAGCAACAAGGAAGUUGCGGGUAUCGCUAUCGUCGUUCUGGUGCUAGUAGUGUCGCCCAUCAUCAUCAUACUAAUGCGCAACGCCGUCGCUACCAUUCAGAUGUAUGCCGCAAAUUUGGCACAGAAAGCUCGUGAGCUCAAACGCGAGAAGAGAAAGAGUGACACAUUGCUCUUCCAAAUGCUUCCACCUAGCGUUGCUCAACAACUCAAACAGACUCAACAGGUGCCGGCCGAGUAUUACGAGGCAGUGACUGUCUACUUCAGCGACAUAGUCGGCUUCACCGAGAUCGCCGCGGAAAAUACACCCCUCGAGAUAGUGACGUUCCUCAAUUCGAUCUACAAAUUGUUUGAUGCGCGCAUCGAAUGCUAUGACGUAUACAAAGUGGAGACCAUCGGGGAUUCUUACAUGGUCGCUUCCGGCUUGCCCGUUAGAAAUGGUGAUAAGCACGUAUCCGAGAUCGCGACGAUGGCGUUGGAUCUGCUCGCGGCCUCGUCUGUCUUCCAGGUACCGAAACGUCCUGGCGAACGGCUUCAGAUAAGGAGCGGGGCCCACACCGGGCCCGUCGUCGCCGGUAUCGUCGGCAGCAAGAUGCCCCGUUACUGCCUCUUCGGCGACACGGUCAACACCGCGAGUCGCAUGGAAUCAACCGGUGAAGCCCUGCGGAUUCACAUCAGCUUGGAAAUGAAGAAGGCACUCGACGCCGUGGGCGGUUUCAAGAUCGAGCAUCGUGGCCUCGUCGAUGUAAAGGGUAAGGGCCUCAUGGAUACAUACUGGUUGGAGUGCAAGGACGGCGGUAUCGCGCGCGCCGCCGAGCUCGACCUGCCAUCAUUCUUUGAGGACGUGCGACCGGUCUUCAUGCGGCGCCUACGCGAGGAGGGCCGCAAAAAUCGACUAUCCCAUCCGAAUCUGCACAUUACCGCAGUCAAGGCGCCGCCGCAGUCGCAGUCGAGCAUCGAGUCCCAGGACUCGGGCACCUACUCGACCACUCCCUGUCCACCGAGCUACUCACCCGCGAGUCAACGUAGCCGUUACUCGCAACCGAAUCUACCGACCCUCCUGAUCUCGUACGAUCGACGCUCGGGCGGCUCGCCCGAUCGUCGGACCCGCAUGUCGCAGCCGACUCUCAACUCCAGCCUAAGCGGUAUCAACUUCUUCAGCAUGAACCGCAGCGUCGGCGUCGGUCGUCUGUCGUACACCAGUCUGCGCGCUACCUCGGGCGACAACAGCAUCAACGAGGAAGAGAGGCUGUCGACGCCGAACGUUCACGCCCUGGGUGGCAGCGGCAGCCCGCGUGGCAGUCUAACGAUGGAGAGGAGCUCGUCGCGACUCUCGCAGCCGGACGUACGCAGAUUUGUCUUGCGACAGGACAAGCGCGAACGACUAUCGCAGCCCACCUUAGUCACUGGCGAUUACUAUCCCGGCCGGGGGCAGCAACGGCUAUCUCAACCAUGUCUCAGCAGCGGUUACCGCGAGAUCGGUGGUAUCGGCGUCGUGCAUUCCCCAUCGCCACCGCCUUUCCCCCUCAAACACAAGAGAUUCGUGCCUCCUGUUCUACAAGCGAGUCAGCGCGACCGCCUGUCCCAGUUGGAUAUCGGCGCCAAAUAUCGGAACAUCAAGGACCUGGGCGGUGGCAGUGCUGCGCAAGUCAAGUUCAAUCGCGAUCGGUUCUCGAUACCGGAGCUGGAGACACAAAACGAUCUGCGACUGAUCGCCGGCACACCCAAGCAACGCUUCAGUCUAGACAGUCAGCUGACAAAACAGCGCUUUAGCCUGGACAGCCAGGAUAGCUGUAAGUCACGGCUGCUACCAAUCGCGAGCUCUCCGAUCUUCGAGCAUCAACAGAUGAAGACCGAGGAUCUUACCGGAAUAACGUCCGACAGACUUAAGAGUCCCACCUGCGAAGGCCUGCAGAGCGUGAUCGUAGCGAGCACCUCGCCGAUCUUCCCGCCCGGCGAGAGGCGAUUCCUCGCGCCGGACUUUCCGUUUGCUGGCAGAAAGAUGUCAACGUCGCCAUCGCCACCCAAGACCGGGGAGUUCGCGAAGACGAUGCGCGCGUCUGGCAAACCGCCGCCGAUUCCGGUCCGAGAAAGAAUGUCGGUACCGGAGAUCAGGAAUUCGAGUUUGCGUCGGCUGUUGGACCCACCUGUUCGGCAGCGGCACAGCAUCGCCGGCAACCUGCGGCAGUCGCUGUUAUCACCAGUGAAGCUACCCGAGUUCGCUACCGGCGGCAGAAAAUCGCCGCGUUACUCGAUUGACGAUGCGCUGGAGAAGCUGAAGAGGAUCGAGAAGGAGGAGAAUCGACGGAAUCAGGAGACGAGCGAGGAAAAGCGGCAGGAAGCCAAGGAGCAGGAUCAACAGCAAGAACAGCAGCAGGAACCGAAACACAUCCAACGACACUACUCGUACACAUACGAGACGUCUGGUAGCGACGAAAGCGGCAGUGUCUCGACACUUGGCAAGAUGAGCGUGGGCGGCACGCCGAAACGCAAGUACCUGGAGAGCAACUUCGACGAGAACGAGCAGGUGAUCACGACAGUGAUCGAGACGGAGGUUCCGAUGAUCCUGCCGAGCACGCCUGGCAAAUACGCGAAGAAGAUCCAGGCAUACUCGAGCGAGACGCCCAAGUGGAUCCGCAAAUACUUGGAGAACGAGAGCCCGAAGAUAGGCCGAAGGAUCUCCACCAGCGCCAAGGACCAGAUCGCCAGAACAAAUCGCAGAAACAGCCGCAGGAAGAGUUCGCUGGAAUCAAUCGAGACGGCGACGAAGAAGCCUGAGGAGAAGGUCCGCUCCAAGUCCGCCAGCUGCGAGGAGAGAAGCAUCAAGAGCGUCAUGGAGCAAUCCUUGAGCGGCGUGAGGGAGACUUACGUGAGAAUCGUGCCGUCCAGCAACGCCCAGGAGGAGAAUAGGUACGAGGUCGGCGUGGAGCCCAGCGCAACCUCCUGGACAAAGACCGAUGGACGAGGUCUUUACGGCGAUGACACCGACACAGACGAUUCCACAUCGAUCUAAUCGGGCGGAAAAUAUUUCAUCUCAGCAUGAAUCGACUCACUGAAUUCGAUCGCUCUGUGUGUGUGAUUGCCGCCGUUAAACCACUGAAAAAAAUUUAUAACUGAGUUUCAAUUAGCUUAAGAAUAUUAUCGUCUUUUUUCGACGAACAUAAAAUUUAAGCGGCUGAUUAAAUGACGUGCGCUCGACAUUAAUUUAUCUGAUUAAUUAAUUACGUACUCGUGUUUAUUACAAAAGAAAAUUUUUAGAUUUCUAGUUUUCCGGUUUAGAGAGAGAAUGUGUGUUUUCAACUAUAAAUAAUUACACAAAACCAUUCCAUUACAUAGCCGAAUGCAACCGAUUUUAAGAAGAAACCUGAAUGAAUCAUUUUCGUUAUAUAAAAUAUUGACAGUAAGAAUCUUUUGUUUCAAAUUUAUACAACCAUAUGCUAAGAGACUGAACAGAGAAUAUAAACCACCCAGAUGCAUACACAUGUUGAAACGAGAUUAACACAAGUCAGAUUGUAGCGCAAUCACGACAGAUACAAGAGAGAGAGAGAGAUUGAUGAAAUAGAUUAUCUCAAGAAGAAUCUCGAAUAUUUUGUACUUAAAAACGCUGCACUCUCUCUCCCUCUCUCUCGUCGUCUCGUCCUAUAUAGAAUGAAUCAGAAAAGUAAAGACCGAAUGCGGAUACCUAUUUUUGCACAAACAAUGGACCAUAAUAUACCGCAUGCGUUUUAGCCUAAAUAAUAUUCAGAUUUGUGUGCUUUAUCGACUUUUUCAAUUAAAAAAAUAAUGACUUCUGAUUUGUACAUAUCUCGAACAGAAAAACGCAUAGAGCGAAAAGUCGAGUAGAAUGUAAGGAGCGAUCGAAAACUCGCGAUAUUCAAGCUUGAACGAUGGAUUUCUUUUUCAAUCCUCGCCAAAUCGUUUGGCGAGAUAAAUCUGGUUUAUUUCGGAUUUUCGAUCCACGUGUGUUCGUUCGCUCGUUCUGCGUGCAACGUGUUGUGUUAGCUCGAAGUAUGUGCGAUUAUUUUUAUCAUGUUUGCAUCGAGAGAGACGUUACGUAGAAAUUAAGUGUAAAACAGUCCAGCUUGUAUAUACAUCGAUUAUAGGGAGUGAUAAUAUAUUACUAAAUGUGCACAAUUGCAUCGUUAGAGAAAUUGUAAGAUCGUUCGAUGUUCUUGAUUGUAUAAUUUUUUGUUUCUUGUCGGCAAGAUAUUUUUCACUUGCAAAAACCGUAUCUCAUUCCUGUGAUUACAUGCUUCAUAUUAAUCGUGAACUGAAUUUAUUUACAAUAAGGUGUGCGGAUGUUCAUUUUUACUGAUACUAGUCAUUAAUGAAAUUUUACAAUCAAAUAUAUAUAGGGUGUUUCUGUGAUGAAUAGCAUGUAGAUUUAAUUGAUAAAAUACAGAAGAGUAAAAAUAUUUUCUUCUCUCAGAUAUAUAUAUAUAUAUAUAUAACAAUUUUUUAACUCGAAAAGUUAUAUAUACUCUACUUUAUUAUUUCGAAAUUAAUUAUUAAAUAUUGUAAAGCCAUCCAUAAAGCAUUUCAUAAAGCUAUCCAUAAAGCAUUUUUCAAAAUCCGAUUUCUGUAAUAUCUCAAAUUUGCUAAUGAUUUUUAAUCUUAAGUUUUUUUUAGUAAUAUUUAACCAAGUUUGCGUCCAUCACUUAUGAACGACUAAACUUCGAUAUUUUGAAUAUUUAUUAAAGAUUUAAUAAAAUGUAUGAAAUCUUAUGAAAUUUUUAUUUGCUAUAUGUUUUGUAACAUAUGUUUAGAAUCUAAGUUUAAAAAAUGGCUAUAUAUUAUUUUCGUUAUUUAAUAAGAUAUUAUUUGGAACGCAAUUUUUCUUAUUCUUACACAUCUAAUUUGUUUCCUCUUCAUCAAAAAAUAUAUAUGCUACAACUCAAGCACCCUAUAUAUAUUAUAUAUACAUAUA